AUGACGGGCGCCCGUCUGCAGACGCUGCAGGUUCUGGAGAGAAACCCCUGCAGUUCGAUCAAGCCCAUCGUGGAGGAGAGGGAACAGGAGAAGGAGGAGGAAGAGGCGGAGGAGGAUGCCGCGAGGGAAGAGGGAAUGCAAGGGGAAGGAACCGUGAGCACCUCGACAAAAGGCAGGUCAAACGGUCUGAGCAGACUCGACAGGUUAUAUCAGUCGUGGAAACAGCGCGGCUGCUCCUAUUCACAUCAUAGGUGGCUGGGGAGCGGUGGCGGACCACAAUGGCGGCUCAUGGUCCCAAUCCCACGAGUCAGAUAA
Molecule: messenger RNA, 315 nt
Organism: Prorocentrum cordatum
Lineage: Eukaryota; Dinophyceae; Prorocentrales; Prorocentraceae
Source: the annotation of a GenBank genome assembly